Molecule: messenger RNA, 1207 nt
Organism: Lotus japonicus
Lineage: Eukaryota; Viridiplantae; Streptophyta; Magnoliopsida; Fabales; Fabaceae
Exons: 3
Coding region: 91-1068 (325 amino acids)
Source: RefSeq, a predicted model, not a curated record
AGUUAAACUUCAUCGAUCCUUGUUGCCCUUAUGUUUCACUUUCAAUUGAUUAAGGAGCUAGCCAGAGAAUAAAAAACAAAGUAACAAUCCAUGGAGGACGAAAAUGCCACAAUCACAAACAACAAGCACAGAAAGAAGAGAAUAGUACUCCCUUUAACCACAUUACCUAUUGGCGGUGAAGGUGGGAUUGCAGGGCUUCUCGUGUUUGGUGGAGCCUUGGCCAUUGGAGGUGUCAUGGCUGCCAUGUCUCUCUCAAACAACAAAAGGAAGGCAAAGGCAAAGGGCACCAUUAUUCAUCACCAACCUAAACCCCAACAACUAUUCUUGGAUAAUGAUGAUGGGCAUAACAUUGAAGACAAUCAUCAAACCACCCAAACUCACAUUCAACUUGCAAAUGUUACAUGCUGUUGGACAUCUAAUAAGAGUAUCAACCAAGUUAGUUCCUCCGAGUUGCUCUCUGUCCCACCUUUGACUCUGGAGAAAAUUGACCUCCAACCCAAUAGAGCAGAGGAGAGCCCCAUCAGUGUUCACCAUCAGGAAAUUGUGUUCUCUGACUAUUCACGCCCGGAAAGCGCAACAUCCUCAAACGAAAAUGGGGCUGCAGAGGAAUGCUUGGAGUCAUUGUUGGAAAAGGAUGAACCUCAAGAAGGCCUAACAUCCGCAGAUACAGAGUCAGAAACAGAGACAGAAACAGAGGAGGAGGAGGAAGAGGAUGAUGAUUCCGAUGAUGUAACAGAGAUCAGUGAAGAAGAAACAGGCUCAACCUCCAUGGAUUACAACCAGGAGCCAAUUUGGCCUGCAAAGCUGAUACGCGAACCAUUCGAGAGAGAUCACUCUGACUAUGCAAUGAGAGUAGGGAAAGGAACAAUUUUAAAGGAGAAAGCAAAUUUGUGUAUGGAGCUGAAUGAUCAUCGACGACCAUCGGUGAUGAUGACAACCUGGGUUAUUCCCAUGUUGUUGAUAGCGUUGCUGUUGCUCCUGGUUCUGCUGAACCGUCGUCCACAGCCGGCGGAGGCAAGGCGUGACAUGGGGCCAUGGGGGACAUGGCAAAUACCCCCAGGAGCAUGAAAAUAUAUGAGAGCUUGAACCAUCCACGCCACUAGCAAGAUCUGUUACCACUAGUAUUACAACUUUGUUUUUUGUUUGUUAUAGUUGUAUGUUUUAAUAUAUUUCCAUAUAAAUAAGACUCCUUACAUAUUUAGGUUUU